AGUCCACUGUGAUCCACAUCCACAAUAGUCCAACCAACCGAAAGCCAUGACCAGCAGUAACGACGUUCUGGCACUGCUCCAGCGACCCCUGGAGCCCACCUUCUACCCCAAGGAUGACGGAAAAACGGUGCUGGAGCUGCCGGAUAGCUACCUCACCGAUCGCUACCGUCCGAUUGGCCAGGAGCUGCAGAGUCGCUUCGGAGACAACGUGGACGUGAAGAUUCCGGUGCGGGACGUUCGUCAACCGGAUAUCGGAUUUGCUCUCGCCAUACCUCGGAGGGCGGCCUUCUCGCUGUUCAUCCAGAGGCACCGGGAGAUCGCUUCCAGGUUGAUCGAUAUCUUCCUGAAGCUACCGGACAUUUCAACCCUGAUCGGCGUAGGAUCGUACGUUCGGGAUCGAGUGAACGUGUAUCUGUUCCAGUAUGCCUUCACGGUGGCCGUACAGCAUCGUCCGGACACAACCAACGUGAAUCUACCAUCGAUUUUGCAACUGUUCCCGGAUCAGUUCGUUGAUCCGUCGGUGUUUCCGAAGCUUCGUGAAGAAGGUAAGGUUGUAAUGCAGAAGGACCGUCAAGUGAUCGAUAUUCCGAUGAAUUUCACCGCUUCGGAUCGCGAGGAUGAACAGCGGUUGGCGUACUUCCGGGAGGACAUCGGCGUCAACAUGCACCACUGGCACUGGCAUUUGGUUUAUCCGACCUCUGGUCCCGUCGAGGUGAUCGACAAGGAUCGACGUGGAGAGUUGUUCUUCUACAUGCACCAGCAGAUCAUCCAUCGGUAUAACGUGGAACGAUUCUGCAACUUGCUUGGGCGAACGAAGAGCAUGCACAACUUCCGAGAGCCUAUACCGGAAGCAUACUUUCCGAAAAUGGUGCGAUCGGCGGAUGCUAGACCGUUCGCUGCUAGACCGCAGAACUUCACGUUGAAGGAUAUUGAUCGAGACGCCGAAGGGUUCAAGUUUACGAUCACAGAAAUGGAGCAGGCACGGGAUAGGAUUUAUGCUGCCAUUGAUGCAGGAUUUGUUGAAGAUAAAUCUGGAAAAAGGAUUCCACUAGACCCUAAGAAGGGCAUUGACAUUCUGUCUAAUUUGGUGGAGGCUUCCGAUCUAUCCAUAAACCCUCAACUGUACGGAAAUCUGCACAUCUGGGGUCACCUUGCGUUGUCGUUCUGCCAUGACCCCGAUAAUCGCUACCUGGAACAGUUCGGAAUUAUGGGAGACUUAGCUACAGCGCAACGUGAUCCCACGUUCUACCGUUGGCAUUCCUUCGUCGACGAUGUUCUGGUUCGUCACAAAGACCAUCUCGAUCCAUACACAGCUCAGGAGCUCUCUUUCCCGGGCAUCACAGUAUCCGGUCUCAACGUCACAAUAACGCGCAAGAAUGCUCCGCCAAACGUUCUGUUGACAUACUGGCAGAAAUCGCAGGUUGAUUUGGCUGCCGGACUAGAUUUUGGGCCGGGAGGAAACGUAUUUGCGUCCUUCACCCAUCUCCAGCACGCACCGUUCGUGUACAACAUCGAUGUCAACAACAGCACCUCGCGACCCGCCCGUGGAACCGUUCGGAUCUUCAUCGCACCGAAGGCUGACGAUCGUAACUUGGCGCUGAAGUACGACGAGUGGAGACGAUACGUCAUCGAGCUGGACAAGUUUGCCGUUUCUUUAAACCCCGGCUUAAACAAGCUAACCCGUCGAUCGGACCAAUCCACCGUAACGGUUGCGUACAACCGUACCUUCCGACAGAUCAAAACCGCGCAGGACAUCCCGAACAAGGACGAUCUGGAACGGUUCCGCUUCUGCGGCUGUGGAUGGCCGGACCAUAUGCUGCUGCCCAAAGGAAACACCCAAGGCAUGGCUUUUGAUCUGUUUGUGAUGGUUUCCGACUACGCCGGCGAUAGCAUUGGGCUGGAGUUUGACGAAGCCGUCAACUGCAACGAUUCGCACUCGUUCUGUGGGCUGCGGGAUAAGAUGUACCCGGACAACCGCUCCAUGGGAUAUCCGUUCGAUCGCAAGUCGCCGGCGUCGGUGCAAACACUGCAGGACUACCUGGGCCCGAACUCCAACAUGCGCGCCACGGAUGUGAAGAUCAAGUUUACCAAUACCGUGAUUGCGAGAACUUGAGUUGAGGAGAUUUUGGUGUAGUAGAGAAGUGGUAAUAAAGAUCUUUAGUAUGCAAAUUUU
This is a messenger RNA of Culex quinquefasciatus (southern house mosquito), 2173 nucleotides long. RefSeq names its product phenoloxidase 1. NCBI's taxonomy places the organism in Eukaryota, Metazoa, Arthropoda, Insecta, Diptera, Culicidae. Bases 47 to 2113 code for a protein of 688 amino acids. Gene Ontology annotation, molecular function: oxidoreductase activity. The record is from RefSeq and is a predicted model, not a curated record. The transcript is spliced from 5 exons.